Molecule: messenger RNA, 612 nt
Organism: Topomyia yanbarensis
Lineage: Eukaryota; Metazoa; Arthropoda; Insecta; Diptera; Culicidae
Product: ejaculatory bulb-specific protein 3-like
Exons: 2
Coding region: 65-445 (126 amino acids)
Source: RefSeq, a predicted model, not a curated record
UAGUUUCGUAAUUGCGACCGAGAAGCAUUCGUUCGAAAGUUUCGUUUUCCGAGCACUGCCAAAAAUGAAAUUCAUCAUCGUAGCUAGUUUGGUGUUGAUUGCUGUUGUUUCGGCCCAGGAUAAGUACACAACCAAGUACGAUGGAAUCAACAUCGAAGAGAUCCUGAAAUCGGACCGCCUUUUCAACAAUUACUACAAGUGCCUUAUGGAUGAGGGCCCGUGUACUCCGGAUGGCAAAGAAUUGAAAAAAAUCCUUCCGGAAGCACUUCAAACCGAUUGCGCAAAGUGCAGUGAGACUCAGCGUUCCGGUGCCAUUGCGGUGGUCAACAAUGUGAUCGAGAAUCGUCCGGAACAGUGGAAAAAACUGCAAGCCAAGUAUGAUCCGGAAAAUAUCUACUUUGAAAAGUAUCGCAGUGAGGUGGGAACAACGGCUAGCACGGUGUAGUUAUGGAUCCACUGUAAUUGUUACAGCUGAAUCGAUAUAGUUUAAUGAAUAAUAGUAUAUAAUGAUGCCCAGUUGAUUAGCAAAAAGUGCUUGGGAUUUGAGGAUCCCAAAAUUAAAUUCACGUGUCGGUAUUAAUUGAAUAAAAAAGUGCGCUUUCAUCAAAACAA